Molecule: messenger RNA, 855 nt
Organism: Paralichthys olivaceus (Japanese flounder)
Lineage: Eukaryota; Metazoa; Chordata; Actinopteri; Pleuronectiformes; Paralichthyidae
Source: RefSeq, a predicted model, not a curated record
CUGGAGGCCACGUUGGGCGUGUCCAUCUGUCAGGUGGGCGUUGACGACUGUCCCCACGCCGACUGUCAGUCCGGCUGCAGCAGCGAGGUUUCAUUCAGCCAGACCCCGGCGGCUCUCAGCUCCGGGAACACGUCUCUGGUGUCGCUGUCGGCCUCGACCGCGGCUCGGUGCGGCUGCCGGGGCCGAGAGGACGUCCACCUGCCCUGCUCCUCUUACCCCACAAACCCCUGCUCCAACGGGGGCACCUGCCAGGACGGAGCGCUGGGGUACAGAUGUCAGUGUCCUCCCAUGUACGACGGCCCCGAGUGCCAGCAAACCAAACGCAGCUUCGGCGGUCAAGGCUACGCCUGGUUCCCUCCCAUCAUGCCUUGCUUCCAGAGCCACAUCUCCCUGGAGUUCCUGGCCGAGUCGGCCAACGGGCUGCUCCUCUACAACGGGCCUGUUGGCCCCGCCAGCUCUGAGGAGCAGGAGGACUUCAUCGCCAUCGAGCUGACGAACGGGGUUCCAGCUCUGAGCGUCAACCACGGAUCAGGAACACUGACGCUGCAGCUUCCUCCCAGUUCCACCGUCACCGACCGCCGCUGGCAUCGCCUGGACGUCAUCAGCGACGGGAAGGCCGUCCAGCUGAUUCUGGACCAGUGUGGGGGGGCUGCGGUGAACGAGGUGGAGGGUGUGGGGGGUGACACUCAGGAGGUGGACGAGUCAGGCUGCAGAGCUGCAGGAGAGACGCCCAGGAACCAGAGGUAUCUGAAUGUGUUCCAGCCUCUUCAGUUGGGGGGGGUGAAGGAGACAUCUCCUCACAGACGUUACAGCAGUUUCACCGGCUGCAUCCGCAACCUGGUGGUGGACAGUCAG